ACCAACAAUCUCGACCACCUUGGAAAACCCAAAACCUCGACCACAACAAUGGAGAAUCCAAGAAAAUCUCCUCCUACUUCUCCUCCACCUCCGCCUCACGUGCUCAUAUUCCCCUUGCCACUUCAAGGCCCCGUCAACUCCAUGCUCAAACUCGCCGAGAUUUUCUGCCUCCACGCCAGCAUCCACGUCACCUUCCUCAACACCCACCACGUCCACCGCCGCCUCUUGACCUUCUCCGACGCCGGCGACCGCUUCGCCAAGUACCCAAAUUUCCGCUUUGCCACGCUCCCCGACGGCCUCCCGGAGGAGAACCCUAGGACCGGAGACCAAAUCUUGGAGCUCAUAGAGUGUAUAGAGAAAUUCACCAGCCCGCUAUUCCGGGAGAUGCUCACCGCCGGCGCCGGCCUCCACAGCCCCGCCACCUGCCUUCUCGUCGACGGAAUAUUCACGUUCGCCGUCGAUGUCGCCCGGGAAAUCGGAGUCCCACUUCUCUAUUUUGACACGAUUAGCCCUUGUGGCCUUUGGAGUUACAUGUGUGUCCCUAAACUCAUUGAAGCCGGAGAGCUUCCCUUCCCAGGAAAUGAUUUGGAUUCCCCAAUAAAUAGUGCGCCAGGAUUCGGCGGCAUCCUACGCCGCAGGGACAUGCCCAGCUUGUGUCGGGCCGAGGACAUCAACGACCCAAUAAUCCAGCUUGUUCUCAAGGAGGACAAACAUCUCCCCCAAGCCCAAGGCCUAAUUUUCAACACAUUUCUAGGCCUCGAAGGGCCCAUUCUUGCGCAGUUCCGGGACGUGGUCUGCCCCAACAUCUAUGCCGUUGGCCCGCUCCACUCCCACCUUAAGACCCGGCUUGCUGAGGGCGGGAGAAAUAAAUCACGGGAUGUGCAACAGCUUGCUUGGCUUGCUGAGGGUGACGAAGAUAAAUCGCGGGAUGUCCAACAAUCAGCUGGAAUUGCUGAAGGUGGAGGAGAUAAAUUGCGGGAUGUGUUGCAGCCGGCUUCUAAUAGCUUGUGGAGGGAGGAUGAGAGGUGCAUAGAGUGGCUUGAUAGGCAGGUGGAGAGGUCGGUGUUGUAUGUUAGCAUUGGAAGCAUGGCGGUCAUUAGUAGAGAUCGCCUCAUGGAGUUGUGGUAUGGGUUGGUGAAUAGUGGGACUCGUUUUCUUUGGGUGCAAAGGCCAGGCUCGGUGAUGGGUGGGGGAAGGGAUGACGAGGACGUUCCAGAGGAGUUGAUCCAAGGGACAGAAAAAAGGGGGUGUAUUGUGGACUGGGCUCCUCAAGAAAAGGUUCUGGCUCACUCUUCUGUUGGCGGAUUCUUAACGCAUGGUGGGUGGAAUUCAACUUUGGAGAGUAUAGUGGAAGGGGUGCCUAUGAUUUGUUGGCCAUAUUUUGUUGACCAACAUGUCAACAGUAGGUUUGUGGGGGAGGUUUGGAAAGUAGGGUUAGACAUGAAGGACUUGUAUGAUAGAGGUAGCAUUGAGAGGAUGAUUAGGGAUCUAAUGGAGGAUAAGAAAGAUGAGUUUUUGAAAAGGGCAAGUGAAAUGGCAUAUUUGGCCAAACAAAGCGUUGGACGAAGUGGCUCUUCGUACCAAGACUUGGAUCGCCUUAUUGAGGAUAUUAGGUUGAUGAGAAUAGGAUCAUAAGGUGUCUAUAUAGACAACUCAAUUGGUUCUCGGGUGACAAAUUGUGGGCAACAGAAAUAGAAUCAUAGGAUAGAUCAUCAUUACAUUGGCAUUCUAAGCCCUAUCACACUUUCAAUCAUUAUUUAUGUAUGGUUUGUCAAGAAUUAAUUUGUCUCAAUGGCCUAAUAGACAAUCUUAAUCUUAAUAUUUCUUCUCAAAAA
Messenger RNA from Ipomoea triloba (trilobed morning glory), 1835 nucleotides. RefSeq names its product 7-deoxyloganetic acid glucosyl transferase-like. The transcript is spliced from 2 exons. NCBI's taxonomy places the organism in Eukaryota, Viridiplantae, Streptophyta, Magnoliopsida, Solanales, Convolvulaceae. The record is from RefSeq and is a predicted model, not a curated record. The coding region runs from base 49 to 1635 and encodes 528 amino acids. Gene Ontology annotation, molecular function: UDP-glycosyltransferase activity.